UUCAUCAAUAAUCCCUCUGUUUACCAUUUACCGUGUGGUGUUUGUGUUUGUUCUCCUUGCAUUGUUGUGCUUCUAGAGAUUGCAAAGCACGACACUGACGCCUGAAUGCUGCGACUGCAGGACGUUAAGAGGCGAAACAUGUCCCGUGACGAAAACCAGGCUACGAUGCCCGAUUAUGUAGUGCAGCCAGGGGUUUCGUCGGCUGCGGAAACUGCUACUAGCUAUAGGGAUUACAUUUCUGUUGCAAUAUUGUUUUUCGUCAAUCUUAUUAAUUACAUGGACAGAUUUACCGUUGCAGCUGUGCUCGACAACGUCAUAAGUCACUAUGACCUGGACAACUCGGAGGGCGGUCUUCUGCAGACGGUAUUCAUCAUCAGCUACAUGGUGGCGGCGCCAGCUUUCGGCUAUUUCGGUGAUCGUUACAACCGGAAGUUCCUCAUGGCCGCUGGAGUAGCCUUCUGGAGCACGACAACGUUAUUAGGCUCGUUGCCACCUGGGAACGCCAUACUGUUCUUUCUACUCCGUGCCCUUGUUGGCGUCGGAGAGGCAAGCUACUCGACGAUAGCGCCCACCGUAAUUGGCGACUUGUUUGUCGGGAAGAAGAGGUCAACCAUGCUGGCAUGCUUCUACUUCGCCAUUCCCGUGGGAAGUGGUCUGGGGUACAUUGUUGGUGCCAAUGUUGCAGCUGCCAUGGGGAGCUGGUAUUGGGGUCUUAGGGUAACACCUCUUCUGGGAGCUGUAGCCGUGAUAUUACUGCUCUUUGUGCUGAAGGACCCGCCGCGGGGUGCAAGUGAAGGUGGUGUUGCUUUGGGGCCUACGUCUAUGAAGGCGGACCUCAAAUCUCUCGCGAGAAAUGCUUCGUAUCGCUGGUCGACGUUAGGCUUCACGUGUGUCACCUUUGCAACUGGGGCCCUGUCGUGGUGGGCGCCGACGUACAUGGUGUACGCUGCUCGAGUGCUCAACAACACCGAAACCGUUGAUAACCAAGGCAUCAAUGCCAUUUUCGGUGGGAUCAUGAGCGGUGCUGGUAUUAGCGGCGUUGCCCUUGGAAGCUUUCUUUCUACACGCUUCCGACAUCGCUAUCAGGAUGCAGAUGCAGUAAUUUGUGCUGUGGGCAUGGUGGUCAGCAUACCACUCAUCUUCAUUGGCUCUGUUUUUGCCCACAAGAUACCACAAAUGUCUUGGGUGUUCUUCUUUCUUGGUAUCACUUCCAUAUGCCUCAACUGGUCUCUUGUUUCUGACAUUCUCCUUUAUACCGUUAUUCCAACGAGAAGGGCUACAGCAGCUGCAUUCCAGAUCCUCAUCUCUCACCUACUUGGCGAUGCGGCCAGUCCGUACAUCGUAGGACUUUUAUUUGACAGCAUAUCACACGGAAGCAACGAGUUCACCAAGCAGUACUUCAGUCUCCAGUACGCUCUGUACUUCCCCCUUGCCGUUCUUGUUCUCGGCGCUCUGUUUUUCUUCGUCCUGUCCUGGCACAUCGAGGAUGACAGGAAGCGCUGUGAAAAACAAACACAUGGUGGUGCGCUUGAGCAGUCUGUCUAUGACGACCAAUCUUUACAACACGUCGAAGCAGACGACGGCUUUGUACCUUGGAUUAACGACAGUGCUCGGUUGAUUUUAGACACCUGAGUCCCGUCUGUGUGCCCUGUAUACUGUGACGUCCAUGUACAGACCUUUGCUUUCUCCGGUGUUCGCUGGGAUCGUGUUGUGCCUUCAAGCAAGGUUCUACAAUCAGAAACUCAUAUCAGCCUGUUGCUUCUGGGAGAUGCUUCAUGUCGCUUUGUGAUCUUAUCACUGCGCAGUGGUGCAUGUUAAAAGAACGAUUGUAACUUUUGACGUCUAGGCUAGCAUUUCAGUGCCUUUUUUUUUUUAGUAGUGGUACUUUACAUACUACUGUGUCGCUCACAUCACUGAGGAAUGUUUGCCAUAGGCAGAUAUAAUGGGAAAACCAUUAUAAAACCCCGACCAUCUAUCGAUUAUAUAUUGUCUAUAUGAUGCUUUGUUUUAUGAAAUUAACAUAAAGCAUUCCGUAAUGAGGUUUAGUUUUUGUUUUCCAUGGGUAAGUAUUUACAUGUGCACUUGCAGGGCAUUGUAGCUAAAGAAAGUGCCACUUUACUGACUUUUUUUAAAUAUCUGUUGUGCCAUAUGAGUGGCAAGUAGCUUAGACGUACCCUUUCUCCAAUGGAUUUUGACAGUGCAUGGUGACCUAACCAAAGAUCUCUUGACAGAAAAUUAUAUUGGCAUACUAUUACGUUCUAGCUAGGUUACCUACCUUACCCACUGUUGCCACCAUGUUCUAAUGAAUCUGUUCUGUUUGGUGUCUUCUUGUAGCAGUAGUAACAGGUACGUAAUGAAAUGGUGCCUUUACAUUUCAGACCUUGCAGCAUCGUUUGAAAGACAGACGCAACGUGAAUUGGAAAACACAGAAUCUGUCCCUAUUUUGCACAGUAAAAGUAACAUAAAACCAGUUUGCUAACUU
Messenger RNA from Ornithodoros turicata, 2482 nucleotides. It is a transcript of the gene spin, whose product is annotated as protein spinster homolog 1-like. Gene Ontology annotation, cellular component: membrane. The record is from RefSeq and is a predicted model, not a curated record. The coding region runs from base 106 to 1632 and encodes 508 amino acids. The transcript is spliced from 11 exons. Gene Ontology annotation, molecular function: transmembrane transporter activity. Gene Ontology annotation, biological process: transmembrane transport. Lineage: Eukaryota; Metazoa; Arthropoda; Arachnida; Ixodida; Argasidae.